Molecule: messenger RNA, 549 nt
Organism: Nanorana parkeri
Lineage: Eukaryota; Metazoa; Chordata; Amphibia; Anura; Dicroglossidae
Gene: BRCA1
Product: BRCA1, DNA repair associated
Exons: 8
Coding region: 91-549 (152 amino acids)
Biological process (GO): negative regulation of fatty acid biosynthetic process; dosage compensation by inactivation of X chromosome; positive regulation of transcription by RNA polymerase II
Cellular component (GO): BRCA1-BARD1 complex; BRCA1-A complex; plasma membrane
Molecular function (GO): ubiquitin-protein transferase activity
Source: RefSeq, a predicted model, not a curated record
AAAACCCAGAGCGUCUUUUGUAGUGAGAUAUCAGAAUCAACCACUCAUGUCGUCAUAAAAACAGAUGAAUAUCUAGUGUGUCAUAGAACAAUGAAGUAUUUCCUGGGAAUAGCUGGCAGAAAAUGGGUGGUGAGCCAUAACUGGAUUGUACAGUCAUUCAGAGAGGGAAGAAUCCUUGAUGAGUACGACUUUGAAGUGAAGGGAGAUGUGAUCAGUGGAAUAAAUCACAGAGGUCCCAGAAGAUCUAGACUAGGAUCAGAUGGACUGCUCCUGUCUGACUUUGAGAUUUGCUGUCUGGGAAGUUUUAAAGAUAUGACUCGAGAAAAUCUAGAAUGGAUGGUGUCCUUAUGUGGUGCUUCCUUUGUAAUGGAGCCUCAGAUGUUUAAACAUAAAGAGGGAAAUACAUCUCUGGUGGUUGUGCAAGGAGAUGAGCAGACAGACUAUGCAGCUAUGCGGAAGAGGUACCGUGCACUAGUUGUGACACGUGAAUGGGUCCUGGACAGUGUAUCAAGCUAUAAACUCCAGCCAUUCGAUAGUUACCUUGUGUGA